Molecule: messenger RNA, 1259 nt
Organism: Seminavis robusta
Lineage: Eukaryota; Bacillariophyta; Bacillariophyceae; Naviculales; Naviculaceae
Source: the annotation of a GenBank genome assembly
ACUUCGACUCGUCACUCGACGUUGUCAGGUUGCGUUGCGUUGACGAUUCUCGAGCGUUUACGUUGACGAGCCUUGACUUCACAAAAGGCAAGAGAAAGUUCACGAGAGACGACGUUUCAAAGAGGAGCCUAGAGUUGAAACUAUCCUUCCUUUCGCCUUCGUUUGAGUUUAGUUUUUGAAGUUCAUUUCGAUUUUGAUUUCAAAGAAACUCGAACAAAGUUCGUUUCCUUUGCUCGUCCAGCGAAAAACUCAUCUCUCGCAUAAAAACAUCUUUCCAAAUCAUCGAAGAAAGAAAACCUUCUUUUUGCCAACCUACGAUUCGUAAAGUUCUACCACUUGCUUUUGACCUACCGGUACCGACCAUGGCCCCACUGCGAAAGGCAAAGAUUCUUCGACGCUCCCAAAGACUUGCCGCGAAGACUGGUACAAUCGAGCCCGUAAUCUUGAAGCGGAAGGCAGAAUCGAUCGAAGAGGACGUCGAAACAAAACCACCAACCAAACGUUUGAAACUAGACAAGUCACCAGCGGAACAGGUACCGGUAGAGGAAAUCACCACGGAACCGACCCACAGAAUCAUUGACGGACCGUUUGAGGGCUACCAAGUGAGAACGCGCGACAACGACAAUGAAGAAAGCGUUUUCGUCACUGUCGAAACUCUGAUCAACAGCCAUGUCAUAGCCCCCCCUUACCGACAAGUCAAGAUCGUGCAGCGGAGUCAGCUCGAAUCACUCGACCACGCGCAUAUGCUUCGGUUCGCCGAGAAUGUGGCGGACGACGACGAAGACUUAGAUGUCUUGAAGCAGGAGAGCAAACCUUGGGUUUGUCCCAAGUGCGAGGCCAACGUCCUUGAGGAGGACGCGUCUUGCAAAGCUCAAGUCGAUGGAGCGACCUGCGGAGGUAAAAGAAAGAUGCCCGAUGGUGGACCCAUCGGUUGGGGCGGCUGCUUCAUGCAGAUUCCCAAAACCUGGACGUGUCAGGAAUGCUCGCAACCCAAUCCAGUGGGCGCAAAUGUCUGUAGUGUCUGCCAAACGCCACAUGCCUGAAGAAGCCUUUGGGGCCUGUUACCGCGUUGUCCGCUCCUUCUGGCAUCCCCUUGUACACAUCAAUGGCAAGCGGGCCCGUGCCGAUCCUCUUCCAACCUGAGACGUUCAGCCAAUGCCCCUGGUUACUAUUGUAGCGUAACAUACUCACUAAACGAUUUAAGCAAAGACUGGUCUUGUCCCCCCUAAUAUAUUUAGCUAGCCAAGCGAACCUCCUAG